CUUCCCUCCGCCUUCCAUUGCACCCUCCGCUCUGCCCACCUCGGACAUUCGUCUCGCCUUCUCCACUACCUCUCGUCACGGCUGCCCGUCAUUCCAUCCCUUUACGCCUGCCCACCGCCCGCCCCGCCGUCAGCGCUCUGGCUACGUGCUUCACCCUCGUCAUCGUCCGCGUCGUUGCCGACGCCUCAUCGCUGUAUUGAUCGUCGCGCGGCCGCAACACCACGAGCAACCAAAGCGAACGACAAUGGCAAGAUAGCCCCCAACCCUCUCCUACGUCCUCGUUAUCCGUCCCGCCGCGCGACACUGGCGCAAAAUUCACGCGUUCCCAACGCGGUCCUGAACUUCCACCCCACGAAGCGCGAUGUUCUGCGUAUGAUCGUCCCGCAUGUCUUCCUCGAGAGCGCACCUGCGAGGAGCGUCCUCGUGCGGCAGGCGGGGUGUCCGCUGGAGGCCCAUCCUGGCUACAGCCAUUGAAUCGCUCGUAUCCCGUCUCAUCAUUUCUUUAUCUGUAUCGUUGUUGUAGUAUGUCUCGUACUCUUCGUUACCGCUGCGCCCCUCUCACAUGUCGUCAUUGUAUACGUUUCCUCUCUCGAUCAGUCCCCCAACGCGCUAGGUUCAGUCGUUGCUCGUCCCUCAUCCCGUAUGCCCUUUUCCUCUGCAAUGUAUCAUAUACUACCAUAGAGAAGACUUGACGAAGGAUAGUGUCCUGUCUAAUGUACCACGGCCAAAUAUUAUUUGCC
Messenger RNA from Schizophyllum commune H4-8, 740 nucleotides. RefSeq lists its product as uncharacterized. The transcript has 2 exons. Lineage: Eukaryota; Fungi; Basidiomycota; Agaricomycetes; Agaricales; Schizophyllaceae. The record is from RefSeq and is a predicted model, not a curated record. The annotation marks the transcript as partial.